CUCGACACUGUUUGUUCUCGUCGUCUACUAGUCUGUGAAUACGAAUUUCGUAGGUACAAACUGUAGAUCUUUUAUAUUAAGCAAACAUUGUUAUGAUGUGACAGCAAAUUAACAAUUUUUUCACGUUUUUGGAGGAAAUUCCACUCCACAGACUGAUAGCAAUGCGUAUUCUUUUAUUCUGGAGAAGGAUUUCCAAAUCUAUAAAAGAAAUAAAAAGAUAUUGUUAAACAAAAAUUACUAUCUUUUUGUUGGUAAAACAGACAACUCCAGCAGCCCCUUAAUAGGGAAUAUAACACGACAGGAUGAAUGAAGUGACAUUGCCUCCCGCACCAAAUUGGUAUUUGAGCAAUAUCCUUGCAUGUUCGCGACGCGGAACUGUGGCAUGGGGUGCAAGGAAUUUUGUCGUCAUCGGCCGGCCGAAGGAGAACAAUAUAAUGCAGUAUUCCAUAGUCAAAGAUUACUUUAAAGACAAAGUAAUUACAUUGGCAUUUUGCCCUAAGCUCGACAGCCCGGACAGUCCAGAUUUACUGAUCUGUGGUGGUGAUGAUCCUAAAGUCAGAAUUUUAAAUGUGGAUACAUUAGAAUUGGUAGCAGAAUUCUCUUUUGCCGAUGAAAGCAAAUUGACUGCAGGGGUUGAUUGGUCAGCUCGAGAUAAUAAUCUUGUAUGCGCAGUGAAUUCAGACGGUUUUCUAAUGUACUGUAAUGUACGAGACAAGACUUCAAACAUAGUAUAUCUAGGCAAGCUAAGGGCUACAUGUUUAGCUUGCUGUCCUCAUGAUUCCAGUCUUAUAGCGCUAGGUACUAAAAACGGUUUAGUUUAUAUUAUCCAAUAUGCUUCUAUUAUCCAAACAGAAACGAUAUUAUAUAAACUGAAAAGCCAUAACGACAUAGUUAGUUUGUCUUGGUGCCCCUCGCAGAUGAAUGUGUUUAGUGAAGAAGAAGAGAAAAAUUUACUUCUAGCUUGUGGUGCACAGAAUAGAUCUGUAUACAUUUGGAGACUUGGUAGAGAUGGCAAGUAUGAGAAAACUAUAAUACACUUACCAAAUCUACCAAUCAUGGCUUCUUCACAUAAAAGUAAGCUUAAUAUAAACAUACAGUGGAUUACGGUAUGUUGGAUAGAGUCUAAUGUGCUUUUGACUAAUUCCCUUUGGGGUGAACUUCUUUCUUGGGAUCUUUCAAACAAAACCAAGCCUGAAUGUAAAGUGUUCCAUACGUUUCAUAAUAGAGGAUUAUUUUCCAUUGCUGCUGUACCUAACUACAACGCAACGCCUGAUAACUUAAAGACAGAUUCCGAGCUCAAGGUCUGGUCUUUGGCGCAAGAUCGCUGGGUUAUAGGUUGUAAACGUAAUAGCGAUCCUACAAAACCAGCGAUCUUGGAACAUAAAAUUCCUACACAAGGAGGGUACGUAUAUUGCAUAGAUUCUUGUCCUCUUGAUACCUCGCGCGUUGCACUUGGCGUAGGAGACAUGACGCUGCGUGUGUGGAAUUUAUCUGAACCUCACACAACGACUUUUGACAUGACUAUGCAGUGGCAGAUGAUAAAAGCAAAAAUAAGAGCGAUAUCAUGGUUUCCCGAAGAUAAAUCUACUAUUGCUUUUGGUACUGGAGAGGGCCGUGUUGGUGUAUUUGAUGCAAUUGGAACUAACAAACCACCUAUAUUAUACCGACCGUAUCACGGAAAUAUAAUUUAUAAGCUUGAAUGGGCUCAACUUAACUCAGAAUAUUUUUUGUUCUCUUGUGCAGAUGGAGAACUAAUAGCCCAUAAAAAAUCUUCACCGGAAGAUGAACCUAUGUCUAUAAUUAAAGAAAAAUGUUCAGAGUUUUCUUGGAAAUCCAAUUUGUGCUUAGCAAUUGGGUUAGAAGAUGGGUCAAUUAUAUUUUAUGAUCAAAUGCUGAAUAAACGCGGCGACACGAUACAAAUUUCCAAAACUAUGGUGAAUUGUCUGACGUGGCAUCCCGACCGUACAAUGGCAGAUGAAUGCUCGCCGCUUGCCAAUUACUUGGCAAUUGCCUCCGAUUCGUGUAGCAUAUUAAUUUAUGAUAUUUCAAUACUAUUAAAAGAAUUAAAAGACAAUGGAGAUGUUACAGAAAACAGAAAUGACGAAGACGUAAUGCACAAGUUAGUAGCGACAUUAAACGGACACUCGGAUAAAGUGGUGUCUCUAGCUUGGAGUCCACAUUUCAAUGGAUACUUAGUGUCUGGUAGCUACGACAAUAUUGCACAGGUGAGAUAUACAUGCACUAUACACAGUAUUGUUCAAUUAAAUUAUACGCAUCAUGGCUCAUUUAUGUCUAUUAAGUUUGUGUGGAACGUUGAAAAAGAGGAAUUGAUGGGCACGUACAUGGGUCAUAUCGGACCUGUAUUGUCCUGUAUGUGGAGUCCUCUCAAACCACAAUUAAUAAUGACUGGUUCGUCGGAUUUUACGCUACAUGUAUGGAAUUAUACUUUACCGGAGCAAUCGCCAAAGCAACUUUCCGACAUUAAGGGUAAGAAGAAAAAGGGUAAGAAGAAGAAAAAGAAUUCAAAGACGGCCAAUAAUGAGAAUAAUGAGACUGUACCAAAUCCUGUUAAUGAAGUUCUUGAAGAAACUCAAUCUAAUUCAAAGACACAGAACAAUUUAAAUGAUCUCGUUCCCGAGAUAAAUCUAUGGCGUGAUGAAUUAAAACCCGAGACAAAUCUAUGGUGUAGUCAUAGUGAAUUAAAAGAUCACUUAAACAGGGCGGCUUUAGUUGGUGAAUUAAAUGACUAUUUAGUAUCGCUUGCACCUAGUAUUUCUAUGUUAAUGUGGGAAAGAAUUUGCGAAGAGUAUGCGCAACAAUUAAUAACGAACCAUAAUCCAGGAAAAGCAGUAACAUAUUUACUAAGGAUAAACAAAAUUGACAAAGCCUUAGAAGUGCUUUUAGAUGCUUUCAUGUAUGAGGAGGCAUAUACACUCGGAAGAUUGAAAUUAGAUGCUGAUGAUUCGUUUCUAAAUCGAAUAUUAGAGUCCUGGGCGACAUGGCGUGACUUUUGUAAUAUUACAUGUAUUAGCUACGUAAAACUGAACAAGUUUGAUAAGGCAGCAAUGAUUCUUUCUCGUCAAAAAGACAUAGACAAUUUAGGACUAGCAUCAGAACUAGCGUUUUUAAGUGGUGACGAGGAAUUCGGUACGUCUUUAAUUGUGAACGCGGUGACGCUUGCUCUAAUAAAGUUAGAUUGGUCCAAAGCACGUUCCCUUAUCAAGGACAUCGGACAAGCUCAGUAUUUGAAGGUACAUAUAGAUGCCCAUGAGGCAAUCGUGAGCACAUACUCGAAAGAGACUGAAUUAGAUAUAAUGAAAAAAUGGUUGGAAGGAAAGGAAAAUAAAAGUGUGUUACAAACUCUUAAGGAAAAAUAUAACACCUUCAUGUACGAUGUUUUACGUAAAAAUGAUGAUAUAAACAUUAAUUUGGAAAAUAUAUCGUGCAUGGACAUAUACAUUAGUUAUCAAAUUGCUUUGGCGGCCACGUGCGAUGCAAAAGAAACCCAAUUAAAGCACUUAAUAACAGCAAUAAGCAACGUAUUCGAAUUCGAAAAUCUAGCCAAAUCAAAGAAGGAAGGAUUCUUUACGCAUGUUCUCACGAUAUUGGAUACCAAGAAACCAACGGACGAAAGUAGCAUUUACGCAGAAAACAGUUAUCCCGUAUCGCAGAGUAUACGCGCUUAUUUAAGCAUCGGUCUCCUGAACUGGUUAUCGAAAUAUUCAAAAACGUUAUCGGACGAAGAAGAAACGCAGUUUAUGCAGUUGGUAUUAAACUUGUUAAACAGUAUCAUGAAUGAAACAAACAUAUCUCAUCAGAAAAAAAUUGAUAAACAUAACGAAUUGAAGAAAAAAAUUAACAUUCUAGGUUAGUGCUUUUUUAUAAUCUAUUAAGUUUUUGUUAGAUUUGUAGAUUUCAAUAUAUGAUUAUGUAUAGUAUACAAAUCAAUUUAAAUAAUAAGGUUAUUGUCUUAUACAUACAAUAUAUUUUAAAUUAUGUUUUGCAGUGAGAGCGAUGAAUAAGACAAAAAAUGAUGAUAAUUAUAGAGAUCUCGAACAAGAAACACAGAAACCCAAAUUCCAUAUAAAUAAAUUCAAUGAGAAACGAGAUUACACACCAAAUCUUAUCACCAUUUUAAAAAUAGCACAUUCAGUUGCUUACAAAUUGAGAGGUAAUAACAAAUUUCAACUUUUAGAAUUUUGCAACAAUCUCAUUAAAGAAUGACAGUUGACACUAUCAUGAUGAAAGAAAGCGAAAAUUUAGUAUCUCUUUAACUUUUACAAUUUAUGAUAAAUAAAGAGACAGAUCCAUUUGAAGAAAACAAAGAUACCGAUUAACUAUCUUCUUUUGAUAAUACACUGUGAAUACCUAAAAUAGAUGAAAGUUAAAAAUUUAAAAUAUAAAGAAGUAUAAAAAAAUAACACUAUAUGCAGAUUUUUUAUAUCAUUGUAAAUGAUAAGCUUUGCAUCCUAAGUUACUUUUAUAUAUUGUCUAUAUAAAACAUGCAAUUAUAUAGUACAUUAUAAAAA
Messenger RNA from Monomorium pharaonis (pharaoh ant), 4529 nucleotides. RefSeq names its product gem-associated protein 5. The coding region runs from base 303 to 3872 and encodes 1189 amino acids. Lineage: Eukaryota; Metazoa; Arthropoda; Insecta; Hymenoptera; Formicidae. The transcript has 13 exons. The record is from RefSeq and is a predicted model, not a curated record. Gene Ontology annotation, molecular function: protein binding.